Peronospora belbahrii is the source of this 3021-nucleotide messenger RNA. Lineage: Eukaryota; Oomycota; Peronosporomycetes; Peronosporales; Peronosporaceae. The record is from the annotation of a GenBank genome assembly.
AUGGCCGCGACUGGAAUGGGUGUAGAUACACCGCCUUCCGAACCAAGACAAAUGCUAACACUUGCUUCAUGCCCUGCUAAUGGUGACAACGUUGACGAAGACAAGUGUGAAUCCAAAGCAGAUAUUGAUGCCAAAGAUGAUGGAGUCAAGCGCGAUUCCAAAGCAGACAAUGAGGGAAACGAUAAAAUCAACAAUAGUUGUGGUUACAUUCCCGAAGACGGUCUUGAUGGUGACAGUGAAUCGAGCGAGAAUCUUGACACAGAGGAAGUGGAACGAUUUGGUGGUGACGUGACUAACGAAGAGUUCGCUAAUGAGGAGUAUGACGUCCGGGUUGCGUCUGAUCCUGUUGGUUUGGACACGGGUGUUCGUAUAUUGCACACGUUUGAUGUUGGUUCUCACACUGUGGUUGAAGAAACAACCGUCGUGAAAAAAUACUCGUAUGAGAGUCAUGAAGAAAACAGAAUGUUAAUUGAACGUGCAGUUGUGUCGACACUGGAACUUGUAUCUACUGAAGACAAGAGAGAGCUUGAUGGCGGCCCAAACAGCUACAUGUCGUGUGAUACUAGUCAACAUUCAAGCAGAGAAGAUGUGCAGAUUUGGAACGGUACGCACCAGUCGAUAGACAGCAGACCCGAUGACAAGAAUGAUGAAAAGAUCAGUAUCAAUGGAGAGGACGAACAGGCUGUUGGGAAGAAUGUUCUAUCUCCAGUUCUUGAAGAAUUGCUCGAUGAUAUUGGACAACCUAUGGAGGUUGAGCCGGAAGAGGAUCGAGACGUUGACACUCUGCCGGAUCGUGACUCCGCUGGUGAACCAAAUGACGAUAAGAGUGACAGAGGCGAAAGUCAGGAAUUGCAACAAGAGUCUCAGAUUUUGACGUCAGCACCGACAGUUGCUGCAGAACGUCAAAAUGGUGCGAAGGGCAGAUCAGACGCAGCGAAGACGACUAAACCGGUAAAAUCAGCGAAGAGAAAGCAGAGCUUAUCACCACGAAGCGAUAUGACUGAGAUUACUGAUGAUGACAGCACCGGUGAUGGCGUGCGCCAUCUUUCUCCAGCAAAACCUGUCGCUUCUACUUCGACACGUACUCCCAAACGGUUGACGCGUGCAAGUCCAAAGAAGCCAAAGAACACCUUAACUCCUCCGAAAUUUCCUCACACGACACCUUUGCGUCGAUCUACUCGAGUGAAGGUGGAAUCGCCAAAGCUUACGUAUCCUGGGAAGAAUUCUGCUGACCGUGUGAGCACUUCAUCUCCUAAAAAGUCACCCAGAAGUCGUAAGCAUGGGAGUCACGUGACAACGUCGAAGGGUGUUGUUGCAAGACAUCAGAAGGACAGCCAAGCCACAGAAUUUGAUGAUACGAGGGACAAGGCACCACCAUAUGCAUCUGCAGCAGUAACUCAGACCGUUAAACAGGAAAACGAGGCUGGCAACGUGUCGCUUGUGCAUGUGAUGGGGACCGAUGAGCUAGCCGCUAAACUGAAACACGCUUUCCAACGUGCUUCUUUUGCUGGCAAUGCACCAAUCGCUCGGUUUCAACAGCUGAUUGAAGACGAUAUCAGCGGCUUGCGGCACCUGAAUGUGCACAACUUAUUGGAUACUGUGAACCAAUUGGAUGGCCCAAUACUGCAGCUUCAUGUAAAGCUGUUUGGUGUCCGACGUACAACGGGACAAGAUCAAGUGGAUCCGGUGUCAAAGGCAAAAGCGCGGUGCUUGGAGAAAUGCCCCUUGCGCUUCCCGGCACCUCGUCGUGUGGCUGAACAUUUCAUCGUACCGUUGGCGAAGGAGCUGGGUCUCGAGUACGCAAUGCGUCAGCACAGUGCUAAUUUGGUAAGCUGUCCUCUUGAGGGAGCUGUACUAGACUGGCGGUUCCAUCGGACUGAGACCGUGGUGUUUCAACUUGGCGGCACGUCAAUCUGGAAAACUAGAAUGAGUCAAGUGGAGUAUCCUCUUGAGUGCUUCCAUCCAGAGUCGUGGCUACUGGACGAUAUGAUUCAUGUCGCCAAAACUCAUCGAGUGGCUACGAUGGACAAAGCUACGUCGGGGACUCUGUUUACGCCAGCUGAAGAUGUUGGUGCAUUCAACGACAGAGACGAAGAGUUUUCUGAGCAAAAAAAAUUCUUACUGAAGCCUGGAUCAGUCGUAUAUCUUGCUGCUGGAGCAUGGUUCGAAGUUGAAACACAGGGUCCGAACGCGCUGUGGAUGGAAGUGCAGCUAGCCUCGAUGACUUACGAGAACUUGGCGUUUUCAGCAUUGAAACAAUUAGCUUGGGGUGAUAAACAAUGGAGGAUGGGGGUACAAUUAUAUCCUGGCAACCGUGGUCAAUUCAAGGCAACACGACACCACGUGGAAGCAUGCAUGAAGUCUCUUUGCAACGAGAUGGCCGAGGUAGAAGGUAGCGAUUUGUUGCCGGAGUAUCUUGGUACUGAAGACAUGAACGACCUUAUUGAUCGUGGUCUGAUCCAGGAUAGAAGCGUUUCUUCAAAGUCAAGAAGGAUUGAAGUGGAUUUGACAAACCCGAAAUUCAAGUUGAAGCAUGAAAAGGUCUUCAAAGAUGCAGCAUACCGAGUGAACCCAGUCGCAGUUCUCUCAAAUGUAGCUGAAAUUCCACAUUUACCUGUUCCAGAAGGAGUAGCACAGUCUAGUAUAGACAACCCAACUUCAGGAAUGGGGCGGCAUUCGCAUCAUGCGCUAAAAAAGACGUCAAAGCCCCACCCGAAACGAAAGCAGACGAUAGGCACGCUUGCUCAUGGUAGCAAACACACAUACACGCUCGAUGAGCUGUUCGGCAAUGACGGAUUUCAGUCGCAACUGCAUGUGAAGUUUCAGUGUUCGGCAGAGCAUUCGAGAAUGGUGGAGUGGCUCCGUUGUCGAGACUCGGAGCCAUUUGAUCUGGAGGAAUUUAGUAAUUGUGACUCAGCACUACGCCAUGGCACAAGCCCGGCCCGAGGAGAGGAAAGUGCAAAAAAUCUGCUGCGAUUCCUAUGCUUUGUAGGAUAUGUUACUCGAUUGAAGUUGCCAUAG